Closterium sp. Yama58-4 is the source of this 804-nucleotide messenger RNA. The record is from the annotation of a GenBank genome assembly. Lineage: Eukaryota; Viridiplantae; Streptophyta; Zygnematophyceae; Desmidiales; Closteriaceae.
AUGGGGUGGUUGCACAUCCUGCUCGCGCUGCUGCUGCUCAUCGCGCUCACCUUCCCGCAUCCCCUCGCCAUCGCGCUGCUGCUGCUGCUCGCCACGCUCGCCGUCACGCCCGUCGACGUCGAGGGACCCCUCGCCCAGGCCUACCGCAGGUGGAUAUACCCGGUAGUGCUGCGCCACUUCCCUGUGCGCAUGCUCUUCCACGACCGCUCCACCGUCAGCUUCGGCAAGCCCUACGUGAUAGCAGUGGAGCCGCACUCGGUGCUGCCGGUGGGGCUGGGCGCCUUCAUGUGUCACCCGCUGGCAGCGGGGGGAGUGGCGGGCGCCACGAGCGCCAUCUUCCGCGUGCCGCUGCUGCGCCAGUGCUGGCAGUGGGCGCGCCUCGCCCCCGCCACGCGGCCCCUGCUCUCCGCCGUGCUGCAGCGCGGCCGCCCCGUGAUCCUCGUGCCGGGCGGCGUGCAGGAGUGCCUCUUCAUGGCGCCCGGCAAGGAGGUGGUGUUUAUCCGCCAGCGCUUGGGCUUCAUCCGCCUGGCACUGCACCACGGCGUGCCCGUGCUGCCCUGCUUCGCCUUCGGCCAGACCAGUGCAUACCGCUGGUGGAGGCCAGAGGGGGAGUGGUACCGGUGGGUGGCGCGGAGAAUAGGGUUCGCGCCCAUCCUCUUCUGGGGCAUGUGGGGGUCGCCCAUCCCCUUCCGCACGCCCCUCACCAUCGUCAUUGGAACGCCCAUCGGCCAGGGUGACCCCGACCCCAACCCCUCAAAAGAAAGGGUACGUUUGAAACGCGUCUCAGGCACGGUGCUGAAGUGA